AAGGAAGGGAACGUGACUGAUGAAAUGAGGAAGAACAAGCAGUACUGUAUAACAUGCAAAGUUGUUUGUGAAAUGAAGCCACUCCACCAUGGCUAUAGUUGCAAGAGUUUGCCUCUGAAACAGCAGUCACAAAUUCCUGCAGAGAGGGAUUCAAAACAUUACAAAGUUCUCAAAAGGAUCACAAAACAACACACCAUCAGUCCCUACCUGGAUGUAUUUGAAAGAACUGGUUUGGAAUUUUAAAGCCCUGCACAGAUCAGAAUCUCAGGACUUGAAGGAGUGUCUCUUGUAACAGGAUAUUUCUGCACAAUGAAUGGAAGCUUCAACAUCUCUAAUGGGACAUCAUCUUUCUCUGGACAAUGCCUGCGAGACACUCGGAUAGCCCAUGUGGUAUUCCCACUCUUAUACAGCUUUCUUUUCCUUGGUGGAUUUCUACUCAACAGUUUGGCAGUGCUGGCUUUUUUCCAGAUUCCAAGCACAUCCAGUUUUGUUGUAUAUCUUAAGAACACCUUGGUUUCCGAUUUCAUAAUGACACUUAUGCUGCCAUUUAAGAUUCUAACAGAUUCGGAACUGGGACUGUGGCAACUCAAAGCUUUCGUUUGCCGUUUUUCAGCUGUUGUAUUUUAUGAGACUAUGUACAUAAGCAUAGUGCUGCUUGGACUUAUUUCUGUAGAUAGGUUUCUCAAGAUCAUUAGGCCAUUUGGGAAGUUCUGGUUACAUGAUGUCACUUCAGCAAAAAUUCUUUCUGGGUUUGUGUGGUUCUUCUUUUUCGGCCUCUCGUUGCCAAACAUGAUUCUGUCAAACCAUGAAGCAACACCACUCUCUGUCAGGAAGUGUGCUUCUCUGAAGAGUCACUUGGGACUGAAAUGGCACGAAGCUGUCAACUACAUAUGCCAACUGGUCUUCUGGACUGUGCUGAUCUUAAUCCUCCUGGUUUAUAUAAUUAUUGCUAGGAAGAUUUAUAGUUCUUACAUAAAAACACAGGAGAAAGAAUGUAAAAUCAAACAACGAGCUAAGAGUAAGGUAUUUAUAAUUGUGGCUGUUUUCUUCAUUUGCUUUGUCCCUUUUCAUUUUGCUAGAAUACCUUACACCCUUAGCCAAACUGGUAAACGUAUUGACUGCACAGUACAGAACCAAUUAUACAUAGCAAAAGAAAGUACCCUUUGGUUAGCAACUGCAAAUAUAUGUAUGGACCCAUUGAUAUACAUAUUAUUGUGCCGCCAGUUUGUAGAAAAAGCUUUCUGUGUGAAAUUAAAAAAAUCUAGGAAUACAAUUCAAGAAAAUCUGACUAUUGCAUUAGACACUGGAAUAUCUGUAUAGAUUUUUUUGACUGAACCUCUCCACCUUUCAAAUUUGCACUAUGAUGUUGUCAAAUGAAAAUGCAUAUUAUUUGAAAAAUACAUUUGCUGAAAAAUUCUAUUUUGUUAAAAAUAGCAGUGUUAAGUUGUAUAUUAUGUAGAUGCAUAGACUAUUAAGAAUAGUUUAUUGCCGUGUAGUUUAUGGCAUCAUAUUGUGACAAUGCAUUCCAGAUAUUGCCCCUUACGUAUAGUAAC
This is a messenger RNA of Anolis sagrei ordinatus, 1553 nucleotides long. It is a transcript of the gene P2RY13, whose product is annotated as purinergic receptor P2Y13. The record is from RefSeq and is a predicted model, not a curated record. NCBI's taxonomy places the organism in Eukaryota, Metazoa, Chordata, Lepidosauria, Squamata, Anolidae. Gene Ontology annotation, molecular function: G protein-coupled purinergic nucleotide receptor activity. Gene Ontology annotation, biological process: G protein-coupled receptor signaling pathway; negative regulation of adenylate cyclase activity. Gene Ontology annotation, cellular component: membrane.